Molecule: messenger RNA, 660 nt
Organism: Mycena indigotica
Lineage: Eukaryota; Fungi; Basidiomycota; Agaricomycetes; Agaricales; Mycenaceae
Exons: 4
Coding region: 1-660 (219 amino acids)
Cellular component (GO): membrane; cytoplasm
Source: RefSeq, a predicted model, not a curated record
AUGAGCACGACUAAAUACCACCCAUUGUUGGCCAAGUACCUCCAACAAGUUGCCCAACACCCUCUGAGGACCAAGGCGCUCACCACUGGCAUUCUUUGCUUCCUACAAGAGAUUCUGGGCAGCAAGAUUGCUGGCUUGCCCGCCGCAAAGACCCAAAAGGACACGCCAUUACUGCUCAAGCUCCUGGCCCGCAACCAUGUCGACAUUCGCGCGGUUAAAAUGGGCGUUUACGGAUUCCUUGUCUCUGCCCCGCUCUCCCAUUAUCUAAUGGGCCUCCUGCAAAAGGCCUUUGCGGGGAAAACCAGCGCUGGCGCCAAGGUUGGGCAAUUGCUGGCCAACAACUUCCUCAUUGCGCCGAUACAAACGGCGGCUUACCUCGCCUCGCUGGCUGUCAUUGGCGGCGCCAAAUCGCUCGACGAGAUCGUUAAGACGGUCAAAGUUGGCUUUUUCCCCGUUAUCCGGGUAACAUGGGUUGUUACACCCACCGCUAUGCUCUUUGCGCAGAGGUUCGUGCCGAUGGAGCUCUGGACUAUAUUCUUCAGUGCAGUCAGCUUCGUCAUCGGGACAGUCUUCAAUGCCCGUGUCAAGCGCAUUAGACUGGCAGCCGCAAAGAAGGCCCAGAAGGACAAGGACGAGGCAGAGAAGAAGAAAGAGGAGUAA